AUACACCUUCUCCCCAGCAUCCACUUGCAAAGUCAAUCUACCAGCUAUCCUCCAUCAUCACAAUCACCAUAAUGGCCAAUCCGCUCAUUAGUAAUCACCAUGGCAAGAACGGCAAGUACACUCAGGCCUUCUUGGAGCAGAAUGGGCCUGGAGACGCUCGACCUACAGCUCUUGACAUUCUCAAGGACAACGACCGGAUUGAUAGCAUGAAGGACAGGGUCUUUCUUCUCACCGGGUCCUCUGGAGGAAUUGGCAUUGAAACUGGUCGUGCGCUCGCCGCAACUGGUGGUAAAGUGUAUCUUGGCGUUCGUGAUUUGGAGAAGGGAAAGCAAGCUCUGGAAGAGAUACUUGAACCCGGCCGUGUGGAGCUGCUUGAGCUAGACAUUGGCUCAAUGGAAAGCGUCCGCACCGCGGCCAAGACCUUUCCUGUCCAACUCAAUGUCUUGGUCAACAAUGCGGGGAUCAUGGCAUGCUCAGAGACGAAGACAGCGGAUGGCUUCGAGUCGCAGCUUGCAAUCAACUAUCUCGGCCACUUCCUUCUCUACAAGCUACUCGAGCAGACGCUCUUGUCCAGUUCCACACCUGAGUUCCAAUCCCGCGUCGUCAACGUCUCUUCCGCUGGCCAUCACAUGAGCUCUGUUGUGCUCGACAACAUCAACCUUGAGGGUGAGUACGAGGAGUGGAAGGCAUAUGGCAAUGCCAAGACAGCUUGUAUUUGGAUGACGAACGAGAUCGAGCACCGAUACAGUUCAAAGGGUCUGCACGGCCUCUCGUUGAUGCCUGGUGGUAUUGCCACAGGCCUACAGCGCCACGUCGACCCGGAAACGUUGAAGCAGUGGGGUUCAAGUGAGCCUGCGCAAAAGUAUGGCAAGAGCUCGGCUCAGGGCGCCGCCACAACCAUAACGGCUGCAUUUGGUAAGGAAUGGGAAGACAAGGGUGGUGUCUAUCUGGAGGAUUGCCAGGAAGCUGGCCCGGUCCCCGAGGGUGGUACACUGGCGGUCGGUGUUGCACCACACGCCUUCGAUCCGGAGGGCGAGAAGAAGUUGUGGGAUUUGUCUCUCAAGAUGUUGGACUUGUCAGAGGAGCGAUCCACCAAUAUUGGCUACGGAGGCUGCGCCCUAGGCCUACUCGCCCCGUGUGAGAAGUCUGCUUUGGUUAGGCCUUGGACAAGGCAGCUCAAAUGGGGAUCGGCAUCCGAACGUGAUAUUGAUUUCCGGGAUUGCGAUAUCCUUCGGGGUGUUCGCCGUGAUCAAGGGCGCCACUGA
Messenger RNA from Penicillium mononematosum, 1265 nucleotides. RefSeq lists its product as uncharacterized. Bases 72 to 1265 code for a protein of 397 amino acids. The transcript has 4 exons. Lineage: Eukaryota; Fungi; Ascomycota; Eurotiomycetes; Eurotiales; Aspergillaceae. The record is from RefSeq and is a predicted model, not a curated record.